Molecule: messenger RNA, 2202 nt
Organism: Dicentrarchus labrax (European seabass)
Lineage: Eukaryota; Metazoa; Chordata; Actinopteri; Moronidae
Gene: foxf1
Product: forkhead box F1
Exons: 2
Coding region: 317-1459 (380 amino acids)
Biological process (GO): animal organ morphogenesis; regulation of transcription by RNA polymerase II
Cellular component (GO): nucleus
Molecular function (GO): RNA polymerase II cis-regulatory region sequence-specific DNA binding; DNA-binding transcription factor activity, RNA polymerase II-specific
Source: RefSeq, a predicted model, not a curated record
GUAAAAAGUGAGCUCCUCGGACGCACGACAACACACCAACUGAAGUGGAAAGCGGCUCCUGUUCUGCUCCUCAUCCUAUUCGGACAUUGCGUACAAGGCGGUUCGGCUUCAGACUGCUGCAGGACUGAAUCGAAAGGAAGAAGACAGUCUCGUCUUUGGCUCGUGCGUUAAGUUUGUCUCCAGUUUGCCUACUUUUUUUUUUUUUUUUUUUUUGCUUUUUUUAUGUCAGCGAAUUCGUAUUCAGCUUUGUAGUGUUUAUAGGCGGAAAGGUGGAAAUCGACCUUCGUUUUGUCAUCUCGAAGAUUAAAUUUAACUCAUGACGGCAGAGGUCCAGCAGCCCCCAGCGCAGACUCCUGCUCAGAGCAGCCCGAUGUCUGCUCCGGAGAAGCCGCACGGACAGACGGCGGUGAUGGAAACCGCCUCCUCCACAACGAAAACCAAAAAGACAAACGCAGGGAUCCGCAGACCAGAGAAACCCCCGUAUUCAUACAUAGCUUUAAUAGUCAUGGCUAUCCAGAGCUCUCCAACGAAGCGCCUGACUCUCAGUGAAAUAUACCAGUUCUUACAGAGCCGCUUCCCGUUUUUCAGGGGCUCAUACCAGGGAUGGAAGAACUCCGUGCGUCACAACUUGUCCCUGAACGAGUGCUUCAUAAAGCUGCCCAAGGGCCUCGGCCGGCCAGGGAAGGGCCACUACUGGACUAUCGACCCGGCUAGUGAGUUUAUGUUCGAGGAAGGCUCCUUCAGAAGGAGACCCAGGGGUUUUAGGCGCAAAUGCCAGGCGCUGAAGCCCAUGUACAGCAUGAUGAACGGCCUGGGAUUCAACCACAUCCCCGAGUCCUACAACUUCCAGGGGAGCGGCGGGGGCCUAUCCUGUCCGCCCAACAGCUUGUCUCUGGACAGCGGGAUUGGGAUGAUGAAUGGACACUUGGCAGGUAACAUGGAGGGGAUGGGUCUGUCCGGGCACACCAUGUCACACUUGUCGACCAACAGUGGACAUUCCUACAUGGGAAGUUGUACAGGAUCCACUGGGAGUGAUUAUCCCCACCACGACAAUUCCGCCUCUCCUCUGCUCACCAGCGGGGGAGUCAUGGAGCCUCACCCCGUCUACUCGAGCUCAGCCUCGGCGUGGGCUCCUGCACCCUCGGCCUCGCUCAAUAACGGGGCCUCCUACAUAAAGCAGCAGCCUCUGUCUCCCUGUAAUCCAGGGGCAAACCCGCUGCAGCCAAGCUUGCCCACACAUUCACUAGACCAAUCUUACCUGCACCAGAAUGGGCACAGUACUACAGAUUUACAAGGUAUUCCUCGGUACCAUUCCCAGUCUCCAAGCAUGUGUGACCGAAAGGAGUUCGUCUUCUCGUUCAACGCCAUGACGUCCUCGGCGAUGCACUCACCGAGCAGCGGCUCGUACUACCACCACCAACAGGUCGCCUACCAGGACAUCAAGCCCUGCGUCAUGUGAUGCCUCCACACGGACAAUCUGCAGACCAGAGGGACGGUGUCACAGACUUGAGCCACGCAGCAGAGUGAAGUGAAAGGAGAACAACCGAGUAAAUAACCACUGAGAGACAGAGAAGGCCUGCCCCGGCCCUGAUGAGUGCUCACUGCUUCAAGUAGACCGGACUACUUUUCUGUACUGUUUUUUUUUUUUUACACAUCAGCGACAAAGACACGGAGACAGGCCAAUCACAAAAGCAACCACAUAAUAAUAAUAUAUAAUAAUACAAACUUUUUCAUGCCAUCAACAUCGACCAGCGGGGUAAAGACUGGCUGUAUGAAACCCUGCUGCUGUUUGGUACUUAGUCCUGCAGAGCGGAUGACUACCACUUCACACUUUUGUUCAUGUUUAUUCUUCUUGUUAAAGUAGGCCAAUGUAAAAAAUGCACACGUCUAAGUUUCUAAAUUUUUACUUUUCUUUUCUUUGACAAAUUAGACUGACGCUCUUUUUUUUUUAUUUGGACUUUCAUACCAGCGUUGAAUUUCAAAAUGAACAAUUAUGGACAUUGUAUAUAUAUGUCCAUAUAUACUGUGUAAAAAUGAUGAAGGCACUUUUUGAAUAGCCUAUAAGCGCAGCUUUUUAUUUAUUCUGUAGGCCUACAUAUUUUAAUUUCAGGCGAAUUGGCCAAGGAGGUAUAUGCUUUAUUGGCAAUAUUUGUCAGAACGCUUGUUAUUUGUUUUAAAAUGAAAAUUGAGGAUAUAAUGUAA